Porites evermanni is the source of this 7748-nucleotide messenger RNA. Lineage: Eukaryota; Metazoa; Cnidaria; Anthozoa; Scleractinia; Poritidae. The record is from the annotation of a GenBank genome assembly.
AUGUCGACUUUCACUGGACUUGUUAGAUUAUUUUCCAGAAGAACUGCUAGAGUGUUAUCCAGUAAAAACGUGGCGAAUACCUUCCAAAGUUCCUGUCGAGCAAGGUCUAUCUUUGCAGCAACAACACGUGGUGCUUCACAGAAUCUUAGAUAUGCCAUUCCAUGUGCUUGUACCAAAGUUUGUGCUUGUGAAGUGCAUAAAUACACUCAAGGUUGGUUCUAUAGCAAUUUUUGUGGCGUUUGUUCUUAUUUUCCGAGAAAUCAUGGUGCAUUAUUCUGUUCUCUGAACAGCCGGCGGAUGCUGUCUAGGCUGACAUGGGAGAAAAUGGAUGUUGGGGGGUUGGAUAGAUAGUGAGGGGUGCAUACUACUUGUGAGAAUCCAGAGACGUGGACAGUGUUCUUCCUGAAAUGCUGCCCAGGUUUUCUAACAAUUUAAGAAAACUAUGAAUGCCUCAAAAUAUUUUCUGCAUAUUGAUUCGACCAAUCUUAUUAGAGAUCAGGACACAUGAGCUAGCUGAAAACCAUGAACUUUUUCCUGUGGCAUCUUGUGGCUUAGUUAUCCGAUGACUGAUUGGCAAUUUAUCUUGCAGCAUGAUGGUAUUGCAUUGCAAAAUAAAGUAUUGUCUUGAUUGUAUAAAAAGAAAACAGACAAUUUGCUUUAUGGAGAAAUAGUUGCCAUCGUAGUUGAUGCAUAUACUAACAGAAAAUUACAGUGGUUACCACUAACACGUGCCGUCAAAGGGUUUUUUCUUCAGCUCAAACCUGCGGUUUGGUGGACGUCAAUCAAACAUCACCACGGGUUUAACGCAUUGGACAAGAAAAGAUUCUUUCCCUGUUUCUCGAGCACUCGAAGGAAAAUGUCAGCAUUUAAACGGUUUUUGCGAUAUUUUGUUACAGGAUCUUACACCAUAUCAUCUCAAGAUUACGAGGGAUAUGAAUUUGUUAAGAGUUUGUCGGAGGAAACUCAAAUUAUGGACUUAUUUACACACUGUAAGGCUUACUCAAUACGCUCACAACUCAUCUGAGUUCUUGCUAGUUCUGAUUUCUAUUCGAUAACAUUAAAAUGAUAAGUAGAUCUGCAGGUUACAAAAUUCAUUUCCGAAAACAGCCUCCAUUCAGAGGAAACUUUUUUCCCUUGUCAGUGUGAUAUCUUUCAUUUCUUUGAAUUUCUACUCCUUGGCAAUUCGACGUCCACGGCUCCUGUGUUUUCAUACAAAUAAAUAAACAACCUGAAAACCUUUACGUAAACUAUAGAGAGUGUUUUGGCUAUUUCACUCAGCUCGCAGAGACCUUGUUGUUUUAACAAUGUAAUCUUUCAUCAUAAUGAAAUGAUAAAAACGCUGUCGUCAUGCAAAAUUUUUUGUUAUUCUUGUGAGUCUUCGCCCUUCAUUCAGUGAUGAGUGAACUCUUUCUGUCAGAGUGCGUGAGAAAACCAUGGAGACAGUUGAUUGACCUCCACAAAAACUGGUUUCAAUAGAGAAAAAAAAAAAACCCUUUCUGAGGGCACAUGUUAGUGGUAACUGCUGUAAUAGACUAAAGCCUGAAUAUAUACUGGAAUUAAAGGCACAAAAUAUUUCAUAUAUACAGCUCCAUUGAUUCUAUACAGAUAUUCCUGUAGUAUUUCUAAAAGUUCACUUUACCUUAUUCAUUUUUUGUGCAGUACAGUGUAAGACCACUCAAAAUAUUGUUUGAAGCUUUUCUCCCAUAUGGCUUUGAAGUUACUGCCUUGUACACCUGCUAUUUGGCAUUGUGGUUACUUGUCAAGGUGCAAUGUUCUAGUGACACAACUAUGGGGAAUGGGCAAUGUACAGUGGAACCUCGAUGUAACAAAGGGGCAAGGGACUGGCAAAAUUAGUUUGCUAUAAUGAGGUUUCGUUAUUUUGAGGUUCCUUUUCAUAUAUUUUUCUAUUACUGGAAUAAAGAAAAUCGUUCAUUAUACCAAGGACUUCGUUAUAUAGAGGUUCGUUUUAUCAAGGUUCCACUGUAAUUUGAAAAGGGGAAGUGACUUUUUGACGAGUUACCAAAAAUCUACCUCUGAAAAGGACUGAAACCAUUGUCCAUUUUUCCAAAUUUUGCAGCUGACAGUGAACUAAUGAAUUUCCUCAAACAAGAAAUACAACAUGAAAGAGAUAAUGCAUCGAAAGUGUCACCUUCAACAUUAUUUGAGGUAAGACAGCAUUAAAGAUUCGAAGCAGAACUGCACUCUACAGCUGUACAAUGUUGAAACAAAUGUCCCAUUUUUUGAAUAUUCACAGACAAAGGUAGAUGGCACUCAAGUUUCAAUGGAAAGAGAACACAAUGGUGAAAGGUGGGCCCAAUUAACUUGCUACUUAAUACUUGUGUUUCCUCCCUAUCCAUUUGCUUAUUUCCUUAUUUUCCGUAAUUUGCUUCAAAUUCCCAAUAACUCAAACUCCUGAUAACUUGAAGUUUUUUUGAUUUCCAUAGAAGGUUCAAGUUAUCAGGAGUCGACUAUACUUGAAAAGUAGUUUUAGUCUGAGACUGAUAAAUGAUCAUGAGGUUCUUUAGGUUGAGCUCGUUAAAGUUACAGAUAAGAAAUUAAACAACUUUUCCUAAAAAAAAUGUGCCCCUAGAGCUGCUUAAUACUGACACCCAUAUAAUACGGACAAUGUGGCAUGUACCAUUGUGUCUGUAUUCGCCAGGUUCCACUGUAUAUGAUUUCCAUUAUUUUAUUCAUUAAUUCAAAGAAUAUUUCAUCCCUUAGUUAUGUUAUGUUUCAUCAGAUACUUCUACUCAGACAAAACUCUCAAGACAUUCCCAUUUAUCUCUUGAACUAUACAGAAUACUACAGUGUCAUCCAACCAGAAAAGUUGCCCCCCCCCAACCCACCCACCCACGUUCAAUGUUGUCUCAGUUGUUGUCUCAACUAGUGUUGUUCAAGGCUAUCACAAAUGCCCAUAUCCAGUAAAGAAGUAACUAAGACAGUUACCUCAGUAAUAUUUUCAAGAUUUCUCUCAUGUGUGAUUUUUGAAGUAGGAAUGUCUAUGGAGCUAUAAACUCAGAAAAAGAUAUUUUUUCUGGUAUUGUCAUUGACUGUAACUAUUUCUAUCUGGCUAGUCUUGAAGUAGACAAAAAUUCAUUGUCCUGAACAGAGCUGUUGCUAAGAUUUGAAGUUGUUAGGUAUAUCUGUAGGCAGAGAAUUAAACAGCUAGGAAUUUCUUAAGGGUCUAUUUUCCUUUUGUUCCUAAUGAAACUAACCAGGAAUUAUGCUCAUAGGACACAGGAAUCCCAGCCCUUUGUAACAACCCUGUUAAUGAAUUACCAUUAAUAAUAAUUUUCCCCUGAAGACCAAAAUGUGCCAACCUCUCACAAGGAAUGUUUUUUUCCAGAAUAUGUUUUUACUAGGCAAAUCAUUAAAACCACCUUCAAAGCUGCUGAUGUGAGGCACCUUCCCCCCUUAUUUUAGUGCUAACACAAACAGUCUGUAAGGGCUGAUGCAUGUCUUUGCCAAAUUAUUUGAUUUGAUUUACUAGGAUUGUUUUGUCAUUUGAUCUGAAUGAGAACAUAAACCAAGAUGAAGGAGGUGCAGAUGUUGAUGCUGGUAGUGACGAUGAGGAAGCUUUCUUAGGAAAGGUUAAAUUGUAUUAGUUUACUGAUGAGUGAUUUUCAACCCACGCAAUACAAUAUUCACACACACAAAUCAAAAAGAAAAAUUAGACUGUUUAACCCAUUCGCCCCUGAACCGCCUGUAACUGCCUGUGCGGAUCCACGUCCUUUCUACCCUUUGUGACGUCAUCAGUUUUAAAGGUCAAGUGAAGAGAUCUUUUAAACCAUACCAGAAUGAGUACAAUUCAGUCAAGGACACGGGAGAAAGAAGCAAAAAACCAUGUGUCAUUGACCUGAAAAUCUCCAUGAAAAUCUUGUUCCAUUGCUCACCUACCUUUCCUUUCACCUAAUCCUAAAAUCCUAAAAGCUUUCCUAAAAACUCUUCCCACCGAAACGAAGCCUACUAAAUGCCCAGCAAGAGAAAAAAAAAUGAGGCAAGAAAAAGCGAAAAGUAAAAGUCAAGACUGCUGUGUCACUUUUAAACCCAAAAACUAUCUAGAAAUUUUGCUUUCUGCGCAUGCCCGAACUUCGCAAGCUGAUAUUUUGCAUCUGGAUCAGAAGGCUGUGAAGUGCACGUCCUGUAAACCGGUUUGUGGUAAGUUUUAGCUCUCUAUAGCACGGCAGUGACCAGAAAACCACGCGACUAGCUUCAAAACGCGUUUUUCAGCAAAAUCUCCAGGAGCGAAUGGGUUAAAGUCCCCUAUUUUUUCUUGUUAAGAUUGUUGAGGUCAAGUGCUUGUUGUAACAAGCUACCAGGCGUCUUGGUUUCAUGUAUUGAGGGGUGGGUGUCAGUUUUUUUAAAGCCUUUGGGGAGGGAGUGGCUAGAAAAAUGUUUUCUUCACCUCCUCCCAACCUGUCCCGUCCUAGGUAGACCUGAAAUGUUACAGUAGGACCCCAGUAACUCGAACUAAGUCUCAUUUCCCCUGGAUUUGACCCUACUUUUCAGUCACUUUUACUCCAAAAACUCAAACUUGGAUACCUUGAAUUCCCCACUAACGUGAACCAAAUUUUGUUUCCCUUGAUUAAAAUUUACCUGAAUAACUCAUAUUCUGGUUCUUGCAACUUACCACAAAUGCCAUUCUAUUAGCUUUUCUUGUCAUGUAAUCAGUAAAACACCUAAAACUAACACACUGUAGCAAUUAGUAAAAAUGCAUAAUCCUCUUACAAUUUCUGAUGAGAUAAGUUUAUUUGCACUCUGCUGUAUACUGAAGUGCUGAAAUGUCAGUAAACUAUCAAUAUUGAGAUAGGAAAAAAUGAAGAUUCAAUCGACCCUGAUAACUUGAAUCCCGGCUAUCUCAAACUGUUUUUUGUUUCCCCUCAGAGUUCGAGUUACCGGGGUCCUACCGUAAGUUCAAUCUUUACAGCCUUAGGAAAAAUAGGACUUUUAACAGACUAAGGGUACAUUUAUCUAGCCAACAAAUCAGAAAGAAGUUGGUAGUCACUUGAUCAACUUGUUUCAAAAGCUUGAAUACGUAAAAUUAUUUUAUCUUGACAAGUACGUAUUUUCUAAUCGAAGGAAAGGAUUGCUUUGUUGAUAGAGAAUGUCACCUGUGAUCAAUUAUCACAAUAUCGGUUUAUUGAAUAACAUUAACUUGUGUCAGUAUAAACCAAAUUGAUAAGAAAAUAAGGUUUUCUCUAUAGUCUGUGUAGCAAGAGUUUCCGUGCCGGAAAAAGAGUCAAAGACCACGCAAAAAAUGACUCUUGUUUCAUUUCUCGCAUAGCCAAAACCAAAAAUCCCGUUCCUUGGUCUUUCUUUGUUCUGUAACCAAACGGAAACACUUGCUACGCAGGCUAGGUUUUCUGUUGUCCUUAUUUUGUUGUGGUGCAUGCAUUCUCUUGAAAAUAUGUUCCCUAGUCUUUUUUUAAUAAUUUAUUAUGCUACUUGUGUAGGAGCUUAUAAAACUGCAUGUUUUUCGAUCAAAGAAUCCUCGUCUUUUUUGUUUAUUAUCAGAUUGUGUCAUAUCCAUCAUUUACUGUGGAAAUCACAAAGAAAACUGUAAGUAGUAGACAUUUGUUUGGUGGUAUUACAAUGUUUAAAAAGUCUCUGUUGAAUUACGUGUAAGUCUGCUGAAUGAAAUUACAAUCUUUGCCUUUGCCACAUUUUAUUCAAUAAAUUUUAUUUUUUAUUUAUUUAUCUUUAUGAGCUUUUAGAAAAGUACAGGAAGCUUAGUAGCCUGCGAAAAUAGGUGUCUCUCCUUGCUCUUCACUGCUGGGGACAUUUGGCGCUGAGCAACGUCUAUGACUCAGCGACAGAAAUUCCAUACUGAUGACGUAAAUCAAUGUUUGCAUGAUAUAUCUGGUAGUCAUGGGGUUCCACAGCCAAAUUUGUUGAAUUCCUCCUGGUCGAUUUUACUAAAGUGUUGUGGUCAUCUUUGAACGAGCUCCAGCAAAACUCAAAUGCUUCUUCUAGAGAAGAAUAUAUUCCACUAGUUUUGACUGUUUUCUUAGAGAUUCAUCGCGUCUACAUUUGACCUUCGUGGCCUUUUGUCUUUUGUCUGUCAUAUGUAAACAAUAGCUGAAACAAUGCAAGUACUCCGUCGACCAAUCAGCACUUCUGACUGGAUUCUAGGCAGAUUUUUUGUCGUUGGUAUGGAAUUUCUGUCGCUGAGUCACAGAUGUUAUUCCUCACGAAACGUCCUCAGAAGCGACCACAGGAAAAAAUAACAGAUUCCCAUUAUUGGAUAUUUUAGGAUAUUUAAAGAAUAUCCAUAAAAAUCCCAAAUUUGGCAAAGUGUGACAAUUCCCAACCAAGUUCCCUGGUUGGGACUUGUCUCACUCUUCCAAAUUUGGGAUUUUUGUGGGUAUUCUUUAAAUACCCUAAAAUGUCCAAAAAUGGGAAUCUGUUAUUUUUUCCUGUGGAAGCGCAAGGAGAAACAGCUGUUUUCGCAGGCUUGAAGCUUAGUGAUUUUAUGUUAUGUCAUCCUUUCUUUGAUGUAAUCUUGAUCUAGUAAACUUAAUUACCCCAUAACAUGCUGGUCUUUUCACUGUGUCUUCAAAUAUUAUAUUUGCUUUUCCAUAAUGUUUUAGGGCCAUACUCUUAAGUUCUACUGUGAGUUUAGCUCUGACCUAGGGGAAGAUUAUUUAUCUGACGGUGAAGUUGAAGGCGAAAGAGCUGCACCAGAAAUGGUUCAUAUAAUAAAUGUAUCAGUUAUGGACUCACCUAACAGAGAUAAAGAGAAAACUAUCUACUGUGCUGAGACUGAAAACAUGGAUAGUGUAAGUACAUGCUUGUGAAUGUCAGGUAUCCAAACAGACCUGUCAUUUGAUCUUCUUUAGGUGACAAUGUACAGUACUAAGAGAAGGUGCUCUUUCAAUGAGGGUUGAAACUCUUUAUACGCUCUAUUACCAACCCCUGGUUGGGAAAAUGAGCCAGCACUUUAUCCCCUGUAAGAGAUCUUCAGGAAGGAUCAAAGACCAGACUUGCGAGAGGGCAGAAAUCAAGCCUGUGACAAGAUGUAAUACCACAAGGCUUUCAUUUGACUGGUCACACCAUAGAAUUUUGUACCAAAAUAGCGCUUUGCACUAUUACUAAAAACAGGUUUUGUCACUUUGGAUUCCCUGCAUGACUCAGACAAACUUUGCAUUCUACUCAAAGGCUUUGUAUGAGCAACAUGCAUUUCAGACAUGAAAAUUGUUCAUAAAAUUUGCAGGGAGCAUUUUUUACAAUGUUUUUGAAAGUGAUUUUCCCCUACAAAACUCUUAUGCUGGUCAGGUUCAAUGUCUGAGUAACAGCAGGGCCCAGAAAUUGUGACAUCAUUAGUGCAAAGUGCUAUUAGACAUUCUUUAAUCUCUUUUCUGUCUCAUCUCUUAGUAGUGGUAUCCAUGUUACAGGUCAAAAGUUAAUUCAGGUUAAUUUUUUUUACCUAGGUUGAUUCUCAAUUCCCUUUUUUUCCUAGCACUAAUUCAUGAAUAAUUAGGGCUAGGAGACAAAGGAAACUGAGAAUCACGUAGGUUAAAAAAUUUUAACCUGAAUAUAAUUUUGACCUGUAACAUCCACAACAAGAAACUAUGACUUACAUCCUUUUAUUUUGACAGAACUUGUAUGUGAUGCUUUUGAAUAUGUUGGCUGAGAGAGGAGUUGACAAUGACCUUUGCCAGUGGCUUCUUGACUACAGCACGUCUCUAGAACAGCAACACUAUAUAAAAUUUCUGGAAGAUUUGCAAGGAUUUGUCAAACUUCAGUAA